This is a messenger RNA of Hermetia illucens (black soldier fly), 4127 nucleotides long. RefSeq lists its product as uncharacterized. The coding region runs from base 102 to 4055 and encodes 1317 amino acids. NCBI's taxonomy places the organism in Eukaryota, Metazoa, Arthropoda, Insecta, Diptera, Stratiomyidae. The record is from RefSeq and is a predicted model, not a curated record. The transcript is spliced from 9 exons.
UUGUGACAAGUUAGUCACUGUGAGGUUGAUUUGUGCACGUGCAGGUUUGAAAGUAAAACGCGGGAUCUGUUCAUCCUCACCAAAAUCGUAAAAUACGAAUCAUGUCGGCGGGAACAGAACUGGAGGAAUGGCUCAACAGGUCGGAAAAAACGUUUGGCGAGAAUUUACAGUUUGGCAUCAAAGUGUGCAAAUCACUGGAGUUUGUGCCGCAAAACAAAUAUGAAAUCGUUCUGAACUGGUUCGCGGACACCUUCCCAAGCAAGAAGGACGAAAAACUGGACAUGGGCCUGCUGGUCGACUUGGUCGGAGUCACCUUCCCGCAGCAUCUGGUGCUGGCUUCGAUCAAGGAGAAGACGGUCCAGGCGGUCUAUGAGUACGUGGCCGGACUCACUUCGGAUCCAGGCUCCCGGGAACCCAUCGAUCUGCUCCUGAAGCUGAGCGACAACCAGUCCUUCCAGAUAUUCUACCGCGGCAACAUGGACUGCUACUGCGAACUGCAACGCACGAUCUUCAAGCGCUACACAGAGUACUUCCAGUCGAAAACGGAUUUCUGCCCCAGCGCUGAGGCUGCCUUCUACGAGAAAGGAGUGACUGCGUUGAAGAACUUCCUCCGCAAUCAGGGCACGGGCCAGAAAGUUUUCAGAACUAGAGUCCUGGAGGCUCUCAUUGAAUCCGCGCUCUACAUGCUUUCCGAGAAAAGUUUCUACAGCGAAAUAAUGGAGAUCUUCGUCCAAAUAUGCUUCGAUAAAGUUGACUCGCUUUUGAGAACCGUUUACAGAGCUCCCCUGCAUGUGUCCAUGUAUUGCUUGGAUUUCAUUGUCAACCACCACCGCGGAGAGAAGCAGGAACUGGCGCAGAUAGUGCUGGCGUGCGAGAGGGACCAGUCCCCAGCGAAAGUAAAGCUGCUCCGGGCGGCGCACAUGUUCGACCUGUUCCGGAAAUAUGACGUGGAUUGCACUUUUGAAGUAGAAGAAAAGGAAAAGGCGGUGACAAGGCUGGCUGCCUACGUCGAAAAAUGUUUCAUUGAAUAUGCUUCGUCGAACAGGAAAGAGGUUCUCAUUCUUAUUUGCAGUGCUUUGAGGCUGAAUCCCAUGAGUCUGGAGAAGAUCAUGUUCCGAGUAACGAUCGAGUUCAUGCUUGCCCAGAAAUCGGAGGAUGAUUGGCAACAAUAUGUGGAGUUCCUCAUGCUCAUCGUCGAUGUGUUCAAGAAGCUCGGUCGCUCCGAAAAGUUGGUCCUGUAUUUGUUGAAAUCCUUGAAAGGUCAAUUGGGAGUGAGUGGGCUGAGCAGCUCCUUGAAACGCAAAUUAAAGAGCUCAGAAACAAGCGUCAUUGAUGAAGAUCCAGCACACAACGAAUUUGUGCGUAUUUUGCGCGAUCAAUUUGCGGAAUCCAAGGCUCCCAGUAUGGCAAGGGGCGGAAAGUGGAAGUACAUUGCUUUGGCUUGGCCACAUGAGAGUGUCGGUCAACACUUUACUGAAUUUGUGACAACGCUAAUGUCGAAGCCGUCGCUUGUUCUGUGGAAAACUUUGGCUUUCUCACUAGGCGAUAACGUUAAGGAACUCCGAAAGGCUCCUACAGAUGAAAAGAACCUCGUCAUCACUGACUUCACUUCUGCUUUACUUUGUCAAUACUUGGCCGGCACGCGACUACCCGAACAGACUGACAAGUUCUGGAAGGAAAUCCAGGCGACACGGGAAGUAAUGCAAACACAACUCCAAAACUUUGGUGAAAUGCUCCUUGAGCACGAGCACAACAACCGAACAAUGGACACAUUCUUGGAGAUAUGCCUGCACAUUGGGCACUACGAUUUGAUCACGGCCUUUUACUGCCCAGAGUCUGUUACAAUCGAAGCGCCGAAUCUCCAUGGAUAUCUCACCAAGGAUCAGUGGGUUUCCCUCGAACAGCGGAUAGUAAACUUCGGGAACAGCAGCACAAAGAACAACAUCAAUCAACUGCACCUGCAAAAGAUGAAAAUGAACAUUCUCUACAACAAAAACAGGAACGCGGCCGUGGACGUCAACCGCUAUCUUCUGAACCACACAUUCGACGACGCCAAACUAGUCAAAGCACUAUUUGAGGAUUACAACUCCUUCUGGCUGACCAAAUAUCUGUCUACAACCGACAAACAGAAGAUCUGCAAUUUGCUUAUUCCUGAUGACGCCGCUUUCGACCUGAACCUUAUACAAAAUUUGCUGGAGGACCGUGAUUUUUUGGAGCUUUCUAUAAUUCGACUUUACGAGCUCAUUUCGGGCUGUUUCGAUUCGAAGAAGUCUCUUGUAAAAAUGGCGGGAAGUGAGACCUCAGUGGCACAAAUUAGGGAUUCGAUUCAAUCCAAACUGGAAAAGUAUUCGAUAAAGCACUGCGACGCGGAGCGACUGAAGCGGAUUCUGCAUUUCUUGGUGGAUGCGGUUCCCAUCGGUUUUUGUAGUGCCGCACUCAAACCUAAAGUGUUCUCGUUAAAUUUGGCGUUGUAUCGGGACAGUCUAGCGGUGAAAAACGCUGAAAUAACUGAUUUGUGCUUCGAUGCAUUUGGAAAACUGCUUCACUUCGGCAAUCCGGUGAACAUUUUCGGAUAUUUCGACAUUCAAAUCUUUAUGAAAAUGUUUCCACCCCUACAAUACGGUCAAUUCUACAAAUUCAUCUUUGAAAGCCCCGGCAUAUGGAAUUCAAGCACGGAUUCAACCCUUUCCAAGCUAUACGACCACUUCGUAGAGCAUAAGCUUGCACUCAGCGAAGAGGACAUUGCGCUGGCGAUCAUUAUACUUCAAUACCAACAGCAAUGUCCGAUGAAAAACAUAAAAAUUCGGAUGGGAAAGUUCGUAGAAAUCUUGGUUGAAUAUAUAGAAAACUAUUUCGCGAAUUCAGAGGGCAAAGAGAUUGACCAAGAUAAGGCAUUCGUUCGGAAAACUGCUGCAAUCAUGCCGUUAUAUUUGAAACAUCUCAAGGUCAUAAACAAGGAUCUUGAGAGCUUUACGGAUAACAUCAAAGCCAUCUACAGGAAAUACGUGUUCUACUCGCAACACGAAGAUAUUUACACGAAACUGAUCGGCUGUGCUAUAGAAUUCAGGAAGCCACUUGCGUUCGACAAGGAUGAGCUGGAUUUGGUGUUACAUGAAAUGUGGAAGAAACUUUUGGCUGAUAUAAGACGGGAUGACAUUGACGAACAGAGGGCAGAAAAGGUUUUGAGAAAUAUAACGAGCUUCCAAACGACAGAGCAAUUUAUAAGAAUGUUCACUCAUAUUGAGGAGUCAUUGACUAACAGCCAAAGUUGUAAAAUGCUGCUUCACUUAACGAAAUGCUCACUGAGUGCGUACAUGGGAGCGGUGCUGAAUUCAUGUUGCCAUAUUUUGCUCUUUAACAAGAUCUCGUCACUUGAAGUUGGAGCAAAUGGUCGCUACGAAGAUGAUGCUUUAGUUCUUAGCAUCCUACAAGUCAUGGAGGCUUUGUGUUCCAACAAGAAGAAUCCCGUCGGGACCAGAUUCCUUGACGACAUUCUUACAUUUCUGAUGGACGUGAAAAUCAGACGAUACAGCGUCGAAGAAGGACCCACCGCGCGGAAAACUUUCCAAGAUCUCUACAAGCAAAUGGUCCGUGUUUGUUUAGAAUUAAUCCAUUGUCAAGGCUCAGUUGCGUUGAAUCGGGUUCCUCAAUUCGUCUAUGUGUUCCGAGAACUCUUACAGGCCCUUGUUACGUACAGAAGCGAGCGGUUGAAACUUUCCGACUUGGACGCUGAUGAACUUGAAGAGCUGUCGGGAUUGGGACAUGAUUUAGAGAACUUAAUGCAUGGCAUGGCUAGAUACCAAGUGGAAAUGAAGCGAGUGGCACCAUAUCUGCUUACGUACACCAUCAACGCAAUGAUCGUGAAUAGUAAAUCGACCGUACGGUUCCCGAAGAUCAAAUUACACAUUGAAAAUAUUUGCUACGAACUAAUAGCGUUGUGCGAUCAUCGUGUGAAAAGCUUCAUAUUGCGUUGCUCGAACGACGCAACAAGACAGAUUUACGAGAACCUCUGUAAAGAUUAUCAGAAAUAUCAAAAGUUCAAAGGAAAGGUGUAAUCCUGUAGAUUUACGGUUAGUCUUACGGUUUUUGUACAUAAAAUUUUAAUAUACAUAAUUCAGUGUUGUGAA